GACGCGAUGCGCUCCGCGUUGGCGCUUGCGGCGCUGCUGCUGCUGCUGUCGCCGCCGUCGCUCUCCCAGGAAAACAGUGCCCAGCCCAGCACAGCCCCCACGACCACGACACAAACUUCAGUCUCUACCAGGCCAACCCCAGCCUCAGCCCCAGCCCCUAAAAGCUCCGUGGCAGCUUCAGUCCCGGCCGAGCAGCCCACUGCACCCAUGACAACGAAAGCCCCAGCCACCCGGAGCCCCUCUGCGUCCCCUGGAAGCUCCGUGGAGACCUCAGCCCCAGCCCAGGGCUCGGCCACAACAGAGCAGAGCCUGAGUAUUCCUACUAAGGCUGAAGCUAAGGACGCAGGUGGCGUCACCACGGCACACGUCACCGGCUCUGUUCAGCCUGUCACCAGUGGCAGCCAGGUCGCAGCUCAGGACCCAGCUGCAUCCGAAGCUCCGAGCAGCCACAGCAUCACCACAAAGUCUCUGACCACAGAGGCCAUGAGCCAGGCCCCCCGUCAGACCACAGAUCUCGGCACCACGGGACCCACUGCUCCUCCUGUGACCAACUCGGCCAGCCCUGACCUGCUGAGCCAUGCCACCGCGAAGCCCUCCAAGGGGCCCCAACUCAGUUUCCCCACAUCUGCCAGCAGCCUGGGCCCUGGCACUGGCACCCUCUCCACACCCCAGGGGAAGCCUGCGACACUGACGCCCGUGGCCAGCUCGGCAGAGACUCAAGGGAUGCCCAGCUCGAUGCCACCCAGCCCGGCCUCCCCCUCCCCCUCUCCUUCCUCCCCCUCCCCCGCACUGCAGCCCUCGGGCCCCUCGGCAGGAACAGAGGACACAACCGGCAGGGGCCCCACAAGCUCCAGCACUGAGUUGGCUUCAACUGCCCUGCACAGCCCCAGCACAUCUCCCCCCACCUCGGCGGUGCGAGACCACAGGGUAAGCUGCGGGCCUCCGGAGAGACUGACCGAGCAGCUGCUCAUCCUGAACCUCACCAGAAACAGUCCCUGCAUACAUUUAUUUCAAAGGCAGAGUCAGGGAGAAGGAGAGACAGAUCUCCAUGCACUCGAGAGCCUUCCGGAAGACAAACUGGUCACCCUGCUGUGCCGCGCGGCCAAGCCCACCUUCAACCCCGCCCAGGACCAGUGCCACGUGCUGCUGGCGCCCGUGCUGGGAAGCCACGCGGUGGUGGUCAAAGAGAUCACCGUCAAGACGAAUCUGCUGCCCACGGCCGUGUUCGAGCUGCUGAAAGACAGAUGGGAUGACCUGAGAGAGGAGGGCGUCAGCGACAUGCAGCUGGGGGACCAGGGGCCCCCGGAGGAGACUGAGGACCGCUUCAGCCUGCCGCUCAUCAUCACCAUCGUCUGCAUGGCCUCCUUCCUGCUGCUUGUCGCGGCCCUCUACGGCUGCUGCCACCAGCGCCUCUCCCAUAGGAAGGACCAGCAACGACUCACAGAGGAGCUGCAGACCGUGGAGAACGGUUACCACGACAACCCGACCCUGGAAGUGAUGGAGACGUCGGCCGAGAUGCAGGAGAAGAAGGUGGUCAACCUCAACGGGGAGCUGGGGGACAGCUGGAUUGUCCCGCUGGACAACCUGACCAAGGACGACCUGGACGAGGAGGAGGACACGCACCUCUAACGGGCCUGCCGCCGCCCGCCCCCACCACUGCUCACUGACCACCUCAAGUGCCGCUGGGCCGGGGAGGACGCCCCCUCCCAGCGCCCCCAGGGCCUUACCUUUUCCUUCUC
Messenger RNA from Lepus europaeus (European hare), 1739 nucleotides. It is a transcript of the gene PODXL, whose product is annotated as podocalyxin like. Lineage: Eukaryota; Metazoa; Chordata; Mammalia; Lagomorpha; Leporidae. The record is from RefSeq and is a predicted model, not a curated record. The transcript has 9 exons. Gene Ontology annotation, biological process: positive regulation of cell-cell adhesion mediated by integrin; regulation of microvillus assembly; negative regulation of cell-cell adhesion. Bases 7 to 1629 code for a protein of 540 amino acids. Gene Ontology annotation, cellular component: apical plasma membrane; microvillus membrane.